AUGUUUAGCAACUGGUGGCCCCUGUUUGUCGUGGCAACAUACGUUUUGGCACCUUUGCCCAACGCCGUUUUUGGACGAUAUGCUGGACGCGAUGAUGUGAUGUCGGACUACCAAGGAGGAAUCGCUGACGCUGGAUACUUCUUGACUGGAUUGAUGAUCAUCACUGGCUUCUGCUUACCCGUUGUCCUUGCCCAUGCCGGUGUCAUCACCGUCCCCGCCAUGAUCAUGAGUAUCUCGGGAGGUCUUUUGAUCUACGGCACAAUCAUCUCAUAUUCGCGCUUCUUCUCUGAGGAAGAGGACUUUUAA
Messenger RNA from Linnemannia hyalina, 306 nucleotides. The record is from the annotation of a GenBank genome assembly. Lineage: Eukaryota; Fungi; Mortierellomycota; Mortierellomycetes; Mortierellales; Mortierellaceae.